UGUUCACCGACUCAUGAUUCCGUACCAACGCCCGGACGUUCUGAAUGCUCCCCGCUAAUACCUGAUACCCGAUACCUUGCAAACCGUGGCAACGACCAACAGCCUUGCAGGACAAACAGAACAUUAUCUCCCCACGUUGACUAGUCCUCUUAUUCCAUGUUUCAAUACAUGGCAAACACCCAUUGCAUACACUGGUAGAUUAUAUAAGUCCUAUGUGUUCUCACCGUAUCUCGCUCUUGCUUCUGGAUAUUCAACAGCAUCUGUCUCCUUCUCCUCUACAUUCAUCCAAGUGAGCAACAUUUUGAUCUCAAGUACCUCGCUCUUCCCUCAGACUCACCACUCAUUUGCGUCACCAAGGUAGCGAUCCUAAGCACGCAGAAAAUCUCCAACAAGUUGAAUCAACUCACUCAGACCCUUGACUAUCUUUACCCUUGAAGCUCCUCUACAUUCUACGUAGUGCUCUGCCUUAAAGGACCACGAACUUGUAUAAACUCAUCAUGGCCGUCUCAACGAACUGCGCACACGCGUUCAAGAUGAUCAAGUCGGACAGCACUUUGGUUCAAUGGACUUGCAACUUGUGCCACUCGGGUCCUCACUGGUGGAUUUUCGAGUGUCGAUAUUGUAAAAUUCACACUUGCCGCGCCUGCAUUCAUAGCGCUUAGGGCUUUUCCGCGAGGGUCUUGUGUCGGUGCUGCCUUAGAUACGAUACGGUAUGCCCAAGUCCAUUCGACCUCAUAAUCCGUCAUUAUCUCUUGAUAGACAUUGUUAGGGCUCAUGUCACACCCAUUCCUACCGAACUUCGAUCUGGACGCCAUCCACCCUCACAACUUCUCACUGAUAGAACCUGUUGGCUUGAUUA
Molecule: messenger RNA, 859 nt
Organism: Xylaria bambusicola
Lineage: Eukaryota; Fungi; Ascomycota; Sordariomycetes; Xylariales; Xylariaceae
Exons: 2
Coding region: 498-662 (54 amino acids)
Source: RefSeq, a predicted model, not a curated record